Molecule: messenger RNA, 1236 nt
Organism: Hyaloperonospora brassicae
Lineage: Eukaryota; Oomycota; Peronosporomycetes; Peronosporales; Peronosporaceae
Source: the annotation of a GenBank genome assembly
AUGCCACGGAAUAUCCCGCCGUUGCGUGUUCCGUGGCUGCCGCACGACCAGUUUCCAGCCACGAAAGCAGCGUGUAGCACUGCUGAUGGUCUCGUAUCGAGCAGCAAGAGCUCGCUUGUUAAAGUUGUCCACGAGCUCAAGCGGGGACGGGCAAAUGUGGACAAGCAAUUGUCGCAACUGGAUACGCAGCUCGUGGCUAUCUCGGACUAUCUCGAUGGGAAAAGGAGCACCAUGUUUCCGCCUAAUGUGAUCGUGUAUGUAGAGGACACGCAGGACGCUGUGGUGCCAUUGACUGGCGAAGGACGAAGACUGUGUGGAGCUGGUGCUGCUGCAGGGACAGAUCAGUUUAGUGGUGUCGUCGUGAACGGUGAUUCAGUGGUGCCAACACCUGCAGCAGUAGAAGACGAUCUUCAGUCGGAGACGCCGUGCACGACGACUGGACUGUGGAAGUAUUUGUAUGCGUACUCGUUCUUCAAGACGAUCACACCUGAAUACAUGGAUCAAGCGUUAUUGCUCGAAGAUUUGCACGCUUUUUUCGAAGACUUGGAACCACGUGAGGUCAGAAAAAGCGCGAUCUUGACGGGUCAGAACGCUCAUCAGCUACAGAGCAAUCUGAAUGGGAACAAGUCUACACCGCUUAAUCUUGACGGGUUCUUCAUGGAGAGACUUGUGGCUUCACUAUGUGUGGUAGAGGCACCCGCAUCGACGAACACGAGUCACGAAGCUUGCUCGUCUGAGCCGGAUGGUGAUGACAAACGCUUGUAUGAUGCUACAGCAAGUACACUGGACACGGAAACAACAAGGCAUCCAGUAGGCUUGACUGGUGUACAACCGCGCAGCCCUAAGGGUCUCACCCGAGUGCUGCGUCACGUCGGAUUGGUUGAGGGAAACGAGACCGAAAUUGCUCGCAUCAGUCUGUCCAAUCUGAUGGACGACGAAGUAUCGCAAGAGAUCCGCUCAUUGCAGCGUCAACUAGAAGCCUGCGUUAGAGAGACAAAUGAAACAAAGCGGAAGUUGUGGAGACUCAUGGACGAGACAAAGCCGUGGCUUUCGCAGAGAAGGGAGGAGGAGGAGACUACCAUAAAGGAGUAUAUCACUAUGUGGCGAACGAAGAAGGAGCUUGCACGGAAAAAGAAACGCCGAGAGAAGAAGCUUCAGCGGCGGCAAGCUUUUCGCCGCAACAACGGGGGCAACGGUAAGCUUCUGGUCAGCAAUAUCUACAUCGAGCAACGAUAG